AUGCGGCGCAAUCGGCGGCCACGGACCCAGUCCGCGCGGUGUCGUUCGUUGCUGGCCGAGCGGGACUGGCUCGUGCGGGUCAACUCGGAGUUUGCCUCCCCGCUCCGGCAGCUGGGCCCGCGCCUCGUCGUCCGCGCGCUGCAUCACGCUACCGCCGCCGCCGAGCCGCUCCUCUGCGUGCGCCUCUACCUCUGGCCGUCGCGGUUCGGCCAGCACUUCGCGCAGGACCGGUCCGUGAGGCGCGCGCUCGGGGAUGCGCUGUGGCAGCGCGGGCCCAUGGCGGCGGCGGCCGGCCGGCCAGCCAGCACAGGCGGCGGCGGCGACAAGGCUGCUUGCCUGCCCAGGCGUGCCAGGUACAGGCUCAAAUAUUGA
This is a messenger RNA of Miscanthus lutarioriparius, 372 nucleotides long. Lineage: Eukaryota; Viridiplantae; Streptophyta; Magnoliopsida; Poales; Poaceae. The record is from the annotation of a GenBank genome assembly.